AUGCAUUUUGGUAAUAUCAUCAAUCCGGUGCUGUUCGCAGCCCUUGUGCACGGAUAUGCAAACCCUGGCAGUUGUUCAGGGGCCUGCAUUGUCCACGACCCGACGUUGAUACAAAGAUCAUCGGACAAUCGGUAUUUCCGAUUUUCUACUGGCAGCAAGAUUUCUUAUGCUAGCGCCUCAUCUAUCAACGGCCCAUGGACUACCAUUGGGUCAAUGUUGCCCGGUGGAUCUUCCAUUGAUCUCGCCGGAAAUGAUGAUCUGUGGGCCCCCGAUGCACAGCUUGUGAAUGGUCUAUACUAUGUUUAUUACACUGUAUCGACGUUUGGUUCACAGAAUUCAGCCAUUGGACUAGCCACAUCUCCAACCAUGGAGGCUGGCUCCUGGACUGACCAUGGAGCAACUGGUAUUGCCUCGACAUCUGCCAAGGCAUACAACGCCAUUGAUGGCAAUUUGUUCAAUGAUGGCGGUACUUACUAUAUGAAUUUCGGCUCCUUUUGGCACGACAUCUACCAGGCUCCAAUGAGAUCGGAUGCCACCAAAGUCGCAUCUUCGUCCUACAAUCUGGCGUAUGACCCCUCUGGAACACACGCUGUGGAGGCGGCCUAUAUGUAUAAGUAUGGAAGUUACUACUAUCUCUUUUACUCUGCCGGCAUCUGUUGUGGUUACGAUACAUCUCGCCCUGCCAGCGGAGCAGAAUACAAGAUCAAGGUCUGCCGAUCGAGCUCACCUACUAGCGGAUUUGUUGAUGCAGCCGGUACUGCUUGUACAAGCGGGGGAGGCACAGUUGUUCUAGAAAGUCAUGGCACAGUCUACGGUCCUGGUGGACAGGGCAUAUUCACUGAUCCUACCCUCGGCCCGGUGCUUUAUUACCACUAUGUCGAUACCACUGUGGGCUAUGCUGAUGGCCAGAAACGCUUUGGGUGGAAUCAGAUCGAUUUCUCAAGCGGCUGGCCAGUGGUUUAG
This is a messenger RNA of Penicillium egyptiacum, 963 nucleotides long. The record is from the annotation of a GenBank genome assembly. Lineage: Eukaryota; Fungi; Ascomycota; Eurotiomycetes; Eurotiales; Aspergillaceae.